UUGUAUUUAGUUGGCGCAUACGCCUACGCUGUAGGACCAGGAACCUCUACGCUGAGUCUGGGACCGUUCGAACUAACUCGAACAUUUGCCAUCGACUUCUGCUACUAUGCCGCCAGUUAUCGCAGUAAACUAGUCGUCUACAUUACCAGAAGUGCUGAAAACGACAGGACGAGGAUCUACAGCAGUGGCGAUGUACGCGGUGAUGGACACCACUGGAUUUGCGAGAAGGUCUACCUCCAUAAUGGAACCUAUGAAUCCAUUGAAUUCUCCGCAGAAGGACUAAGAAAUGAGUAUUCUUACGUUGGCUUGGAUCAGAUCGAUAUUUACGACCCAAUACUAGGAAUAUCGGCUUGUGAAAAGAAAAUCAAGGAAAACGAGGAGUCCAAAUUGCCACUGUUUGACAGAACAUAG
This is a messenger RNA of Cylicostephanus goldi, 411 nucleotides long. Lineage: Eukaryota; Metazoa; Nematoda; Chromadorea; Rhabditida; Strongylidae. The record is from the annotation of a GenBank genome assembly.